UCCCCCAGAGCGAAGGCAAAGCGAACACACAAACCCAAACCCACCCACCUCUCCUCUCAAGCCUUCGUCUGCCACCGACGCGACCCAAAAACCCCAAGCCCCCAACCCUAGCGAGUACUGAAAGAGGAGGAGGCGGCGGCAACCCCGUCGGCCGGAGGGGAGAUGGUGUUCUUCGCGCUGCUCGUGGGGGCAGAGCUCGACGGCCUCACCAACCUGCAGCCCCGCGGCGGCUGCGACGACCCCGGCUACCCUUACUACUUCAAGCUGCGGUGCGAGAGCUGCGGGGAGACAAGCGCCAAGACCACCUGCGUCUCCCUCGACGAGGUCGUCCAACUGCCCACCGGCAAAGGCACCGCCAAUCUCCUCCAGAAGUGCAAGUUAUGUUCGAGGGAGGGAUCAGUUGUGAUGAUUCCUGGGCAGGGAACACCACUGACUGCUGAGCAGAGCCAGAAAGGAGAGAUGACUUGUUUGAUGGUCUUUGAAUGCAGAGGCUAUGAACCUAUUGAGUUCGCUUUUGGUAAUGGCUGGAAGGCUGAAUCUGUACAUGGGACACCAUUUGACAUUGAUCUUUCCGAAGGAGAGUUUGAUGAGUAUGAUGAGAAGGGAGAGUGCCCUGUUGCUCUAUCCAAGCUGCAGUCAACAUUCAAAGUGGUGAAGAAGCAGGGUUUUCAUGGGAAGACCAGAUAUGUCUAAGAUCCAGUUUCUCUUGGGCUCUUCAAGCAUUGGAGUCAGAGAUGUAUAAAGCGCAUCUACAAGGUCGAAUCCUCGAUGUUGAUUUUGUAUUCGAACUAAGUUCGUGCCCAUGAUUAGGUGGAUUUGCCAUGAAUUUGGUUAAGCUUGCAGUGAUGUGGCCUCCUGUUUGGAAAAAAAUGAAUAUUCUGCCUAUCAGUGGUUUCAAACUUAGAUCUAUGGCUCUACCAUAUCAAUCAUAAAAUUAUGCCAUUCUAGAUUUUGCCGA
This is a messenger RNA of Triticum dicoccoides, 958 nucleotides long. Its product is annotated as CXXC motif containing zinc binding protein-like. Lineage: Eukaryota; Viridiplantae; Streptophyta; Magnoliopsida; Poales; Poaceae. The record is from RefSeq and is a predicted model, not a curated record. Gene Ontology annotation, molecular function: zinc ion binding. The transcript has 5 exons. The coding region runs from base 163 to 693 and encodes 176 amino acids.